This is a messenger RNA of Sinocyclocheilus anshuiensis, 1292 nucleotides long. Its product is annotated as protein phosphatase 1L-like. NCBI's taxonomy places the organism in Eukaryota, Metazoa, Chordata, Actinopteri, Cypriniformes, Cyprinidae. Gene Ontology annotation, molecular function: cation binding; protein serine/threonine phosphatase activity. The record is from RefSeq and is a predicted model, not a curated record. The transcript has 4 exons. Gene Ontology annotation, biological process: protein dephosphorylation. The coding region runs from base 44 to 1078 and encodes 344 amino acids.
AGAGAGAGAGAGAGAGUGUGUGUGUGUGUGUGUGUGAGGGAGCAUGAGUCCGCUGGCUCGGACCGUGCGCUAUCUGCUGCUGCGGCCGCAGACUCUGCUGCUCCUCGGCGGCAGUCUGGCCCUCUGGAGCGUCCUCGAGGUGAAGACCAUCCUGCGCUCCAGCCGCGACGCCGUCAGCAAGAUGAAGGGCCGGGUGGCGGAGAUGAUGCACAGCGAGGGGAUGCUGCAUGAGGAGUUCUCCAAGACGUGGCAGCACAAGAGCAGCACCGCAGCGGUGUACUCCAUCCAGGGCAGGAGGGAUCACAUGGAGGACAGGUUCGACAUCCUCACAGACGCACUCAACCAGAGCCAUACCAACAUCUACGGCAUCUUCGAUGGGCAUGGAGGAGAGACGGCAGCAGAGUAUGCCAAGUCGCAUCUUUCCGUCAUGUUGCGGCAGCAGCUUCAGCGUUACGAGACGCAGAAGGAGAGCAGCACUCUGACCCGCCAGUCCAUCCUCAAACAGCAGAUACUCGACAUGGACAAAGAGAUCCUGGAGAAACUGUCGGCCUCCUAUGAUGAAGCCGGCACCACGUGUCUGGUGGCCCUGCUGUCUGAGAAGGAGCUGACUGUGGCUAAUGUUGGUGAUUCGAGGGCGGUUCUGUGUGAUAAAGACGGUAAUGCUGUCCCGCUGUCACAUGACCACAAACCCUACCAUCUUAAAGAGCGGAAGAGAAUCAAGAAAGCAGGUGGCUUCAUCAGUUUCAGCGGCUCAUGGCGUGUGCAGGGCGUUCUUGCCAUGUCACGUUCACUCGGCGACUACCCGCUGAAGAACCUGAACGUGCUGAUCCCUGACCCCGACGUGCUGACCUUUGACCUGGACAAGCUACAGCCUCGGUUCAUGAUUCUAGCGUCAGAUGGACUCUGGGACGCCUUCAGCAACGAGGAAGCCGUGCAUUUCAUUAAAGAGCGUCUGGAUGAACCGCACUUCGGUGCGAAGAGCAUCGUCCUUCAGGCGUUUUCCCGCGGCUGUCCAGACAACAUCACCGUGAUGGUGGUCAAGUUCAAGAAGAGAGGCUCCAAGGCCGCCGGGGAGUGAAGAAGACUCAGCUCUCACGUGUAAUAAGGGAACGAAAACAUGGUUGAGUGAAUGAGUGACUGGAUGAAUGAAUAACAUUAUGCAUAAGUUUAACAUUAGAUAAAAAUGUUUUUUAUUUUAGGAGAAGCAAUUAUUUGUAUUUAAAUUGAGUAUUACAAAUCUAAGCAAUUACCUCCAUAUUAAAGGAAUAGUUCCCCUAUGGAACAUAAAAAUA